AUGAGCGCCUACAACGUGUCGCUGCCCGGCCCCGGACCCUGGGGCUUCAGGCUGCAGGGGGGGAAAGACUUCAACAUGCCUCUGACCAUCUCCAGGAUCACUCCGGGCAGCAAGGCGGCGCAGGGUAACCUGGUCCAGGGUGAUGUCAUUGUCGCCAUCGAUGGCGUCGGCACCGACGGGAUGACUCACCUGGAGGCGCAGAACAAGAUCAAGAUGGCAAACUACAACCUGGCGCUCACCAUGUCCAAGUCGAAGCGUCCGGCCAUGAUGGCGACACCGAGAAUCGACACUGGCAUUCCCACAAUCCCUCACCAGCAGCCUCAGGUGAACGGCCGCCUGUCGGCCUGCAGUGCCUCCUCCGGGCCUGCAGAGGCAGCAGCGAGCCCCACUCCGAAGAAGCAGUAUAACUGUCCCAUCGGCCUUUACUCAGAGGAGACUCUGAGGGAGAUGGCAGCGAUUCAGUCGGGCCAACCUGCUGGUUCUCUCCCAGUUAAAGACGGGUUAGUAGACAGCGCCUCGGCCGUCUAUCAGGCCGUCCAGAGCGCAGAGAAGGACCUCGAGUGGAGCCGCCGCAGCGCCAACAUGCAGUCCAAAUCCUUCCAGGCGCUGGCUCACAUGACCGGGACCGACUCCUUAACAGAGGAGGAGAAGGAGGAGGUGCUGAUGAGGAGCAGCCUGAAGCGACAGUCUGCCGCUGGCUACGGCUUCCAGCGCAAAGCUACGGUCUCCAGCCAAUACAUUCAGCCUCCUGCCAUGCAUCAGCAGCCCCCCCCACAGCACUACCAGCAGCCCCCCACGCAGCACUACCAGCAGCCCCCCAUGCAGCAGGCCCCCCCCACCCAGCAGAGCUCCAUUCAGAUUCCCGUCGGCUCCGCCCCCCCUCCCAAGGUGGUCAGCACGGCCUGCAUCUACCCCUCCCAGCCAGCUCCGGCUCAGGCUCCAGCUCCAGCCCCCCAGCCCCGCCCUGCAGCCGCCGCCCCCCCAGCCCCUCCCGCGGCCCCGGCUGCCGGCGACUCCUCUAACCGCCCCCCGUGGGUGACCGACACCAACUUCGCCGAUAAGUACGACCCCGGCAAGAUGACUUCCACCUCUAUAAAGAUGCAGCCGCUGCCCCAGGGCGCCCCCCCUCCCCCUGCAUACAUCCCCAACCAUGCCGCCCCCAACCCCAACCCCGCCCACCCAAUGCACAACCCCUCCCACCCCACUCCCAGCCCCGCCCCCGUCACCCCCAGUCCUGCCCCGUUCCCUCCUGUAGCGAGGGGCGUGGCUCAGAGGGCGGAGAGGUUUGCAGGCGGCAGCCGUACCCCUCUGUGUGGAGCCUGCAACAACAUCAUCAGGGGCCCCUUCCUGGUGGCCCUGGGCCGCUCCUGGCACCCGGAGGAGUUUAACUGCCACUACUGUAACAUGUCUCUGGCUGACUCCAGCUUCGUGGAGGAACAGAACAGCGUUUACUGCGAGAACUGCUACGAGGAGUUCUUCGCCCCAACCUGCGCCCGCUGCAACACCAAGAUCAUGGGGGAAGUGAUGCACGCUCUGCGGCAGACAUGGCACACCACCUGCUUCGUGUGCGCGGCCUGCGGUAAAGCCUUCGGAAACAGCCUGUUCCACAUGGAGGACGGAGAGCCGUACUGUGAGAAAGAUUACAUCUCACUGUUCAGCACUAAGUGUCAUGGCUGCGACUUCCCAGUUGAAGCUGGUGAUAAGUUCAUUGAGGCUCUGGGUCACACCUGGCACGACACCUGCUUCGUCUGUGCGGUUUGCCAUGUGAACCUUGAGGGCCAACCUUUCUACUCAAAGAAAGACAAACCUCUGUGCAAGAAGCACGCUCACGCCAUCAACGUGUAGACCCGCCCCCCUAACAGGAUGAGGGGGGGGGG
Molecule: messenger RNA, 1877 nt
Organism: Scomber scombrus (Atlantic mackerel)
Lineage: Eukaryota; Metazoa; Chordata; Actinopteri; Scombriformes; Scombridae
Product: LIM domain-binding protein 3-like
Exons: 14
Coding region: 1-1845 (614 amino acids)
Biological process (GO): heart development; muscle structure development; actin cytoskeleton organization
Cellular component (GO): filamentous actin; stress fiber; adherens junction
Molecular function (GO): muscle alpha-actinin binding; actin binding
Source: RefSeq, a predicted model, not a curated record